This is a messenger RNA of Triticum aestivum (bread wheat), 1221 nucleotides long. Its product is annotated as cytosolic sulfotransferase 5-like. The record is from RefSeq and is a predicted model, not a curated record. Lineage: Eukaryota; Viridiplantae; Streptophyta; Magnoliopsida; Poales; Poaceae. Gene Ontology annotation, molecular function: sulfotransferase activity. The transcript has a single exon. Bases 17 to 1096 code for a protein of 359 amino acids.
UGGCACCGCUGCGGUAAUGCACACCUUAUCAAUCACAUGGCAGUCCAACAACUCCAAUACCAUGGCGACCAACGCAGCCAGUGCUCCGGCAGGCCCUAUCCCGUUCAAGGAUGUUGUCGUGGACAACGUCGACCUGGUCGCCACCAUGCCGGCUGAGAGGUCUUCGGAAGACCACGACGAUGUCCUGGUAUCGGCGCUGCCGAGCAAGCCGAUGGUCGGCAGCACGCAGAACAAGCUCCGCUGCUACCUGGGCUUCUGGCUGCCGGAGACCUUCGUCCCGGCGGCCAUCGGCCUGCAGCGCCGCUUCGUACCCCGCCCCGACGACGUCAUCAUCGCCAGCCUGCCCAAGUGCGGCACCACGUGGCUCAACGCCCUGGCGUUCGCGACGAUGGCGCGCCGCUGUUACCCGCCCGCCGGCGCCGACCACCCACUCCUCCGCCUCAGCCCGCACCAGUGCGUGCCUUUUCUGGACGCUCUCUUCGCCGGAGGCGGCCGGGAGGCCAGGCUGGACGUGCUCCCGUCCCCGCGCCUCAUGUACACGCACAUGCCGCACGAGAUGCUGCCGCGCGCCGGCGGCUGCAGGGUCGUGUACAUCUGCAGGGAGCCCAAGGACACGGCCGUGUCGCUGUGGCAGUUCCGCCGGAGCAUGCACCCGGAGCUGCCGUUCCUCGACACCUUCGAGUCCAUCUGCAGCGGCGCCAACACGUACGGGCCGUUCUGGGACCACAUCCUCGGGUACUGGCGCGCCAGCGAGUCGUGGCCGGAGAACGUGCUCUUCUUGAGGUACGAGAAGCUGCUGCGCGACCCGGCCGGAAACGUGAGAAAGCUCGCGCGGUUCGUCGGCGUGCCGUUCUCCGAGGCGGAGGAGGAGGCCGGCGUCGUCCGCGGCAUCGUCGAGCUCUGCAGCCUCGGGAGCCUGAGGAGCGUGGAGGUGAACAGGACGGGCUACAUGGACGGCCUCAAGUUCCCGCGCAAGGCCCUCUUCCGCAAGGGCGUGGCCGGCGACUGGGCGAACCACAUGACGCCGGAGAUGGCGCGCCGCAUGGACGAUAUCGUCGCCGACAAGCUCCGCGCCACGGGGCUUACAUUCCAGUGAGCUCAGAGAAAUCAAAAUUUCCGCAGUGUCGCGACGAGAUCAAUUUAAUCAUUUCCGUAACUUUAUUACCAGCCAAAUGUUUCAGUUUAUCAUAAGCAAGCAUACACGAUCACGCUUCCGCGUCA